GGCGAGAGAACAUUCAGAUCGAACCAGCACAGCAUGCACUACCAUUUCUGCUGUGGAUCUCCACAUGCUUUCAACAUGCCAGAUCAAUGGUUUGCUUGUCCCAUCGGUCACUUCCUCCCACACCCUCCCCUUGUGCCCCUCUUAGCUAGUCACCUGUCAUCACCCAAGAACAAGCACAGUAUGCAAACUAAACAUGUAUAUAAUUAAUGUUGACAUGAAACAGUAUGCAUGCUUUAGCUUCUUGAUCCUACACAUCUGCCAAGCAGCUUUGCACGCAAAAGUAGUAGUGAGUGCCCUUGGGGCUCCAAAUGGUAACAGCUGAGCCACUAAUGCUCGUUCCUACGCUGAAUAAUAAGUUGGGGUCGACUCGGAUCGCUUGCUUUGCUUUGCUUGUCGUCCUUUUUUUUUUCUUCUCCUCUAGCUAAUCCCCAUCAGUGGAUGCUCCGAUCAGCCGUCACUAAGCUGCCUGCAAUCCCCGUGCUCCUCGCAUGAGUCACCCCCAGCAUUUCCCAUCGACCUUCGUCCUCCUCCCGCAUUGGCGCACCACUGAUUAGCCGGCGACGGCGUACGUGGCGCACUAGCGGCCGGGCUCGACCGAUCGCCGGAUUAUCCAUGUCCUGCCUGCUGCACUGCACACCGGAACAAGGCAUAUGCUCUUACGAGGUUCCCGUGCCGGCGCCACCGCCUUUUGCGACGCAGUAUAUAUAGGGUUCCACACGUCUGAGCAGAGCCUCCACAAGUCCAGAUAGAGGUGUAGCUAGUAGACACUGCUUAGCUUGUGGUGGCUAUCUAGCUAGCAAUGCUUGCCAAGAUGGGUGGCAGCGCCAAGGCCUACGCUGCCGUCGUUCUCAUCAGGCUCAUGUACUCCGGCAUGCAUGUCGUGAGCAAGGUGGCCUUGGAUCAGGGCAUGAACCCCCUGGUGUUCGUCUUCUACCGGCACACCACUGCAGCGCUUGUUCUGAUCCCUAUCACCUUCGUUCUCGAGAGGGGAAAAGCUAAGCCGGUGACGUUCAAGAUUGGGUGGAAGAUGUUCGUGCACGCCCUAUAUGGGGUGACAGCAUGUGGUGUGUUAUUUAACCUUGGCCUCAACUAUGCUUCUGCUACGUCGUCGUCAGCAUUGUACAAUGUUCAACCGGUGGUCACAUUCAUCCUAGCCGUUAUAUUCGGGAUGGAGACUCUGAAACUGACGAGGUUCCAUGGCAAAGUAAAAUUCGCGGGUAUCCUCUUCUGCAUCGCCGGCGUCACCGUGCUGGCCUUCUACGAGGGGCCAAUGUUCAGAUCCUUCAACCAUCACCACCUCUUCCAGAACGGCGGCAGCAGCAGUCCCGCGGGAGCAGCAGAGGAGCACUCCAAGAAGCAAUGGGUGCUGGGGAUUUUUCUCAUGACACUAUCCAACGUUCUAGCAGGCCUGUGGACAGUGCUUCAGGGGCCACUGAUAGAGGACACCUCCAAGCUGAUGAACACCACGCUCCAGAUCUCGUGCGCGUCGGUUCAAGCCUUCCUCGUGGCCGUUGCAGCCGAGAGGGACUUCACCAAGUGGAAGCUGGGCUGGAACGUUGGCCUCGCCGCGAUAGUCUACAGCGGCGUGAUCGUGACGGCGCUGUCGUACUACAUGCAAAUGUGGACGAUCGCCAAGAGGGGCCCGGUGUUCCUGGCCAUGUCGAUGCCGCUCACCUUCGUGUUCACCAUCGUCAUAUCCUCCUCCAUCAUCGGGGACGCCGUCAGCCUAGGAAGCAUCUUUGCCGGUGUGCUUCUGGUGGGAGGCCUGUACAACGUGUUCUGGGGGAAGAGCAUCGAGGAGCGAGACGACCUGACCAAGAUCAGCGCCGCCGCCGGCGGCAAGCCCGGGCUGGAGCUGCCGCCGCCGCCGCAGAACAACAAGGCGGGCCUGCAGGCGCCCCAAGUGCCGGAUGACGAUGACGCCGCAGAAGCGAAGGUCUGAUUCAGCUUGCAGCCCAACGACGACGUGACAGGAAAGAUCGUGUGCAAAGCUAUUCAGGCCACUAGGUUUCAGGGUGCUGGGAACACAGCAGGCAGCCAACAGCUGCGUCCAAAUCGAGUCGAUUCGAUCCAGCCAGAUGACUGUUCUCUGUGCCAUUGUAUCUACACGCCCCUGCCGGCACAGUGGUUCGAUUCGAUCUCGUCCGCAGCACCACAGUUAGUUCACCCAACCGCAUGAAUAAAAAAAAAAGAAGGAAAGCCUCGGUCGCUUUCAGCGAGCUUCUGCGCGGCUUCGCCUAUUCGCCA
Panicum virgatum (switchgrass) is the source of this 2247-nucleotide messenger RNA. Its product is annotated as WAT1-related protein At5g64700-like. Bases 800 to 1942 code for a protein of 380 amino acids. Gene Ontology annotation, cellular component: plasma membrane. The record is from RefSeq and is a predicted model, not a curated record. Lineage: Eukaryota; Viridiplantae; Streptophyta; Magnoliopsida; Poales; Poaceae. The transcript has 7 exons. Gene Ontology annotation, molecular function: transmembrane transporter activity.